Molecule: messenger RNA, 2486 nt
Organism: Sardina pilchardus (European sardine)
Lineage: Eukaryota; Metazoa; Chordata; Actinopteri; Clupeiformes; Clupeidae
Gene: fmodb
Product: fibromodulin b
Exons: 3
Coding region: 79-1149 (356 amino acids)
Molecular function (GO): protein binding
Source: RefSeq, a predicted model, not a curated record
CACGGACAAAGACAAGCACACAGGACACCCUCUCCUCUGACUGCAUAGCUGAGAGUCUGAAUUGUGUCUACAGUGACGAUGCAGUUGGCUCUGGUGUUUCUCCUGGCCGCGCUGGCCCAGCCCUGCCUGUCGUACUCCCGCAACUCCCUCUACUGGCUCUCCCACCUGCGCAGCAGGCAUGGCUACGGCUACCGGAGCGGAUAUCCAGCAUCGCAUUAUAACACCGAAGAUCCUCAGUCGGACUGCCCUCUGGAAUGCGACUGCCCGGGUUUGUACCCGAGGGCCAUGUACUGCCACAGCCGCAACCUCCAACACGUCCCCUUCGUGCCCUCACGCAUGAAGUAUGUCUACUUGCACAACAACCAGAUCGCCAGCAUUAAGGAGGGUGUGUUCGACAACGCCACAGACCUGGUCUGGAUCAUCAUGCACAAGAACCUACUCACUUCAGACAAGAUCGGCAAGAAAGUAUUCAGCAAGCUGAAGAACCUGCAGAAGCUGUACCUGAACAGCAACAGCUUAACGGUCAUCCCAGAGGACCUCCCCAGCUCCCUUGUGGACCUCCGGCUGAACAACAACAAAAUCACAAAGCUCUCGGAUGACACCUUCAAGGACAUGGUUGACCUAAGCCAUUUGCAUCUUCACGGCAACGCCAUUAAGGAAGUGGGUAGCGCCUUCAAGGGCCUGGACUCCCUAACCAUCCUGGACCUGAGCCGCAACAACCUGGAGAAAGUGCCGAUCAGUCUUCCCCAGGACCUCCAGCAGCUCUAUUUGAACUUCAACCAGAUCACCAGCGUCCCCGAGGACUUCCUCUCCAGCUACCCCACUCUGCGGUACGUGAGGCUCUCACACAACCAGCUGACGGACAAUGGGAUUCCGUCCAGCGCCUUCAACGCCACAAGCCUGGUGGAACUGGACCUCUCUCACAACCGCCUGGAAAAGAUUCCCACCAUCAGCACCAAGCUGGAGAACCUCUACCUGCAGGCCAACCAAAUCAGAGAGUUCUCUUUGAGCAGCUUCUGCAGGGUAGUGGACAUGGCCAACUUCUCCCAGAUCAGAGUGCUCAGGCUGGAUGGCAACGAGAUCAGCACCAAGGAUGUGCCUCCAGAGGCGGUACUCUGCCUUCGCCUGGCCGUCUCCAUUGACUUCUAGCCAUCCCCAACGACCUCUAGCCGUCUCCGAAGAUCUCUAGCUGCCCGUCAGCAAAACCAUCAUUCACACACUCACUACUCAGGCCCAUCCUGGGCCUGAACAUUGUACAUUUAGUGUGGUAUUGAUUGAAAUCAAUUCUCUUAAGAUUCAUUUUCAGUGAUAUGUCUUCAUUUUUCAGAUUGUUGCUUUUCGCUAGAAACUGACAUUUUCCAUAGGCCUCUGUGGUAAAGGACUCUGUGUUAUGGAAACUCUAUAGAAACAAUGGUGCUGUUCUUUGUUUUGUUUUUUAGGAAUUCCAAAUGAGGUCACUAACAAGGAAUUCAAUGCAGUUAUAUGGGCAGAUGACAGUGUGUAGUUGCAGACUGUAACUAAUCUGUAAAAAAAUCAGAACUCAGAAAAGCUCAGAAGCUCAGAGCUCAGAAACUCACUGAGCAACACAGGAAUGCACAUCUAGUUGUCACAUUCUGUUUGAGUUGAUGAUGGGUUAGUGUGCAGACAUACGCACACACACACACUCACUCACUCACACUGUGACACGCAGCCAUAAUCACUGCCGUGCAAUCUGUUAUUUACUCUAUGUCUGAAGAUGGAAAGAUAUGUAAUAUUGAAAUAUGAGGUUGUAAAAUGUGCCUUAUGCAUGUUACCUCCUGUCAAAGAAGAAGCCACACUUUUGAAACCAUCUGUUCUACCUACAUGUCAAAAUGGAGAGCUCUAUGCUUUUGACAUUUCUGCUUUAGAGAGACUUUAAUUAUGUUUUUAAGUAUAACCCUCGAAACACAGACUCUCCUGUACAUCGCUGUUUUAACGCUGUUUUGUCAUAUUUAGUCAGAGUACCAUAUUUCAUAACCAUGUUAAGAAUUCUGUCUUUGAUUUCCUAAAUGUUUUGAAAAAAUAUGUAUGGCAUAUGGGAGCAAAAUAGCACUGGGGUUAUUUUCAUGAGAUGUUCAUCUCACCAUUGUCUCUCUAGGUGCCUUUCUUUGACAUUAACUAAUCCCAUGAAUGUUAAUUAAACCUCGAUAAACACUCACCUCACAUCAGUUCUGACCUUUCAGUGACCCCUGAGAAUUUCUCUCAGUGGCAUGGCACUGUUUACGAUCAGCAAUCUGCGUCCCAGAGCAGACACCUUAAGGACCAAGAACUGAAAUGUCAGAGUCUCCCUCUGGCUGGCUUUGUUUGGGUCUUGUUUACUUCACUUAACUAGACCAUGGUUUUGUUUUAGAAUACGGAUAGUAUAAGGUCAACUAUUCAUCAUUUCUAUUGACAUAAAUAAAAUGAUUGUUUACCAAAAAAAAUGUGAAUUCCUACCCUUGAGUGGGUAUUCAGGUGAGUAUUUGGUA